Penicillium angulare is the source of this 5586-nucleotide messenger RNA. RefSeq names its product ECM29 family proteasome component. The transcript is spliced from 2 exons. Gene Ontology annotation, molecular function: molecular adaptor activity. The coding region runs from base 1 to 5586 and encodes 1861 amino acids. Gene Ontology annotation, biological process: proteasome assembly. Gene Ontology annotation, cellular component: cytoplasm; nucleus. Lineage: Eukaryota; Fungi; Ascomycota; Eurotiomycetes; Eurotiales; Aspergillaceae. The record is from RefSeq and is a predicted model, not a curated record.
AUGGCGGACUCACAGAGCCCAGAGGCUCGCGAGUUGAGUCUAAUAGGCAAAGUGGAAUUUCGCAUUGCUAUGGCAGACAGCGAUGAGAAGCUUCAGUCACUACUCCAAACUUAUUUGAGUCCUCUACUUUUGAAACUGUCAUCCGAAAGCGUAGCAGUUCGCAAUAAGGUCAUCUCCAUUUGCCAGCAUGUCAGUGCUCGGGUUAAAGCCCCCACAAUUCAAUUGCCGGUCGCAGCACUCUUAAAGCAAUUCAAGGAACAAAAGUCUCAACUGGUGCGUUAUUACGACUUGGUUUAUGCUCAACAAGGCAUCGACCGCCUUGGUUCAGAUGCCAGAGUCGAAAUCCUAGUCCCCCUUCUUCAGGGUAUUGCACAAAUUGGAACAUCAGUUACUCAAGGAGCUAUUGUGUUCAACCUUGUUUUGCGGCUAUUGCCUCUUCUCAAAAUACCAUCUAAGGGCAGUGACGAAGAUCAGAAGUUGAAGCAACGCCUGGGUCUUUCAGACGAAGAUUCCCAGUUCCUGUCUCACUGGUUAGGGAAGCUACUCAUUCUUGCCCCUGCUACUUCAGGAGCUCAAACAUGCCAUGGCCUGUCCCCAGAUGAAUAUACCUUCUUGAACAAAGGAGCGCCUGUUAGCGAAACAUGGAACCCUGCUACUUCUGGAGGGUUAAAUUUGACCGAGACCAAAGUCAUCGCUCUCCGGUUUCUCGGCAGUGGCGCAUUUGCUGAUUCCCAGCGAUUCCUGCCUUCAUUGAUUGCUUCUGUGGAUGCGAACGCCCGACUUGCUGAUCUAGGCGACGAGACACUGAAGCGAUUUACAGUCGAUUUGGAAGAUCCGUCUACGGUUCAAUCGCUGUAUGAUCUGUAUUUCGGGGCCGGCACGCCUGAUGGUGCUCUUCCUGCUCGCCCUCCACUCCAAGUCAAGAUUUUGGUCUUUUUAGGGAAAUCCAUCAAGGCCACUGAAAAUACCCAGAGAAUAUAUAAGCUCAUCGAAGAUGGUCUUCUCUCAGACACCGCAAGAUCUGCACAGGGACUACAAGCGUCCAAAUUAAGAACUCAAAUAUUCACAUUCACCACAUGGGUUGUCCGUAUGGGCUCUCCAGAGGAUCUUAAACAGAUUGCCCCUAAACUCAUUGCUGGCUUGAGAGACUUCAUCCAAUCUCAGACCUGGCCAAGUCCAGCUGCCAGUGGGCUGAGACUACCCGCAACAGAUAUGAGCCUGAGAGGCCUUGCCUACGAAAGUAUUGGUAUCUUGGUUCCCAAGGUUGACUUUCAAAUUAAAAAUGAAGACGUCGAAAACUUCGAAUUCGAUCUAGUCCGUUGGCUCUUCACAUCCCUGAGCUGCGAUGACUCGAGCCCGGAAAUCUUUGUUAGCAUUGAUCAGGCAUUAGGAAGUAUUCUCAAUUCUUCACUGAACAGCCAUGAUCAGGACUUCCAGCAUCAAUUACGCCCGUUUCUGGUUCAACAAAUCGGCCUACAGUCGGGAGAGGUUCACCCGGAGAAUGGCUACAACGUUGUCCGAGAUGUUCAAUACGCCACUGUGCGUUUUGCCAACCGUUUUCUACCAUUUAACAAUGUGGUUGCUCGUUGGAUUGAUCUCAUGGCUAUUGCAAGGAAUCCUGGAAGGCAACAAGAAGUAGUAGAAGAAGGCAAGAAGGGAUUACAUCCGUAUUGGUUCCGACUUCUUAAUCCAGCAAAGGACGAAAAAUGGACUGCCCCGGCCGCUUUUCAAAAGCGAGACGAAACCUGGUUUAAUUUUCCGACCUUUUCUGAAGCUACCGAGUUCUUAAUGUCGCCAGAGGAGCCUAAUUCUUCCACUCGUCGCUUACUAUCGGGGUCCAAUAAGAAUGCAUUCGCGCCUGCUGUCUCCUUUCUCCGCAACACUUUACUUUGGGAGGCCUUUUCGGCAUCCAAGAUAACUGUCGAUUUGGAUGAGGAUUGGGAUUAUAAACUCGAAGUGCAACUUUCCACCAACGAAGAGGCUCGAACUGCCGUAAGGCAGUACAUCCGCAGUACUGCGCAGGGGUCUGUUUUGACUUUCUUGUCUGCGAUUCUUGACGGGUUGGCUCAUGGAGAUUUGGCAGACCUUCGGCAGUGCGGAGUUCAUUUUGUUGAGAUUUGCUCUUUGACACCAAAUGAUGUGGUUGGACAGCUGGUCUCUAAAGCUCAGUCUUUAACAACGUCCAUGUUCAGCAACAACCAAGAUAUCCAGGGACUAGCAGCUAGAGCCUUUGGAAUUCUCGCAUCACACCCUUCCCUCCCUGAAAAUGAGCUCUGCACCUUUCUCACGCAGCUUACGGAUAUGAUUAAGCCAUGGAGCACAUCUGUCGGCGAAGCUGCACUUAAAGUACGGGGAGCAGUCAUGUCGCUAUCCUACCUCCUCAGCAGACUUGCAUAUCGUGGCCUUCUAAGCAAAAUCCCCGAAGAUCAGAUCAAACCAUUCAUUGAUACUAUCCUAGAUAUAGUCGAUGUCUCUCGUGAUUCUCUUCUUCAAAGAACUGCUGAGGCAUCCCUUGGGCAACUCAGUUUGUCGGGUAUUUUGUCAUUGCAGACAUUGCAAGAGGAUGGUUGGAAGCAAGUUCAGAGAAAGCUGUCCACCGAUGCCAAGUCAGAAAAUGAUAUCUCAAUCGCGUCGCUGGGUCUGGUUACAUUAACCUUUGCACGGUCGCAACCGGACGCCUCUCCUUAUAACGACUUCUUAGAUUCUUUGUAUAGCUUGCAUGAAAUCAAGAGUCCCGAGGUCCAGUUCACCGUGGGUGAAGCACUAAGUAACGUUGCAAUUGGAUGGGAUUCCCAAGCACUGAUGCAAGAAUUUGACGUGGACGCUGUUCUCUCCAAAUCAGACGUGCCACGAACAGUUUUUGUCAGUAUAUGUGACAAGAUUAUCGCCGACUGUGUGGCGCCCAAGCCCUCUCUCCGGAAGGCUUCCGCCAUCUGGCUCUUAUCGCUCGUCAAAAAUUGCGGGCACCUGUCAGAGAUGCAGGAGCGCCUGCGCAAGUGUCAAGCCACAUUUACGAGCCUCCUUGGAAACCGAGAAGAGGUGGUACAAGAGACGGGAGCUCACGGUCUCAGUUUGGUCUACGAGAUUGGUGAUCAGUCCUUAAGAGAUGAUCUGGUCCGUGAUCUCGUGGAAUCGUUUACAGCUACCGGACCUAAUCUAAGAGGUGGCAAUGUUACUGCUGACACCCAGUUGUUUGAACCUGGGGCUCUGCCGACAGGCGAAGGCUCAUCUGUCAACACAUACAAAGACAUUAUGAAUUUGGCUGCCGAGGCCGGCGAUCCCACCCUUGUCUACCGAUUUAUGUCGAUGGCUUCUAACAAUGCACUUUGGACCAACCGCGCCGCAUUUGGUCGCUUCGGUAUUAGCAGCAUCUUUUCGGAUUCCAGUGUCAAUGGGUACCUUUCACAGAACCCCAAGAUUUACCCUAAGCUUUUCCGAUACCGCUUUGACCCCAACCCCAAUGUACAACGGUCAAUGAACACUAUUUGGCAAUCUCUUGUCAAGGACCCCACAGUCGUGAUCGACACUCAUUUCAAUGCAAUCAUGGAGGACCUUCUGAAGAGCGUUCUUCAGGGGCGUGAAUGGCGCGUUCGACAAGCAAGCUGUGCCGCUAUCGCAGAUCUCAUUCAAGGUCGUCGCCCUGAGAAAUAUGCUGAAUACCUGGAUGAUAUCUACAGCAAAUCAUUCAGACUACUGGAUGACAUCAAGGAAUCUGUACGAACGGCAGCUCUCAAGCUCUGUCAAACUAUCACCAACUCCGUCAUUCGUACACUCGAGACAAGUGGCACAGAGAAACGUGCAGGUGCCCUACUCACUAGUGCUGUUCCCUUCCUCCUAAGUGAUAAAGGUCUUGACUCUAGUGUGGAGGAUGUGCGAGGAUAUGCGAUCGGUGCUCUCGUGCAGAUCAUCAAAAAGAGUUCAGGCACGCUGCUUCAUCCAUUCGUCCCCAAUAUUCUUGAGCAGUUCUUGAGCUCCCUCAGCUCUCUUGAGCCGCAAGCGGUCAACUACGUUCAUCUGAAUGCCGACAAAUACGGGCUUACAGGCCAGGAGAUUGAUAAGAUGCGUUUAUCGAGUAUUCGCACGUCUCCUAUGAUGGAAGUUAUUGAACGCUAUUUAAUUGAUCAUCUCGAUGAAACUAAUCUGCAAGAACUGGCUCCUAAACUUGAAGAAGUUCUUCGGUCCGCGGUGGGACUCCCAUCUAAGGUGGGUUGCAGUCGAGUUUUGGUUCUACUGAGUAUGAAGAGUCUCCUCUUCCGACCUUAUGCAGAUCGAUUUAUUCAAGUUCUCUGCAAAUACGUGGUGGACCGCAAUGAAACUGUUAGCGCAUCUUACUGUACCUCUCUGGGGUAUCUCAUGCGACUUGCAUCCGAUGAGCGGGUCUUGAAGACCAUUGAUUACGCUAAGAGUCUCUAUCUUGAAGCAGAGGAUGCUCCCACGCGGGCGGUGGCGGCCGAAAUCCUGUAUUCUUCGUCGAAACUCUCCAAUGACCGGUUCAUGGCGUUCGCCACGGCUGCUCUGCCGUUUGUGUUCGUGUGCAAGCAUGACGCAGAUGAUCAUGUGAAAGCAGAGUUUGAAAAGACGUGGCAGGAUAAUGUGGGGGGUUCUCGAGCGGUAUCUUUGUACAUUCGGGAGAUCGUCAGCCUCGUAUCCGACAAUCUAGACUCGGCGCGGUGGGCCAUCAAGCAUACGGCGGCACGUGCCAUUGCCCAGGCAGUGCUUGCACUUGAAGUGGAGUUGGAUCUCCCCACUGCACAGCUCGUAUGGCCAGUGUUAGUCAAGGCACUGGCGGGGAAAACAUGGGAAGGGAAAGAAGUGGUGUUGAAGGCUUUGGUGAAAUUUGCCGGACAAGGGAAGAAAUUGUGGACGGAGUCGCCGGAGCAAAGUGAGCUGAUGAAGACCAUUACCAUCCGUGAAGCGAAGCGAACAAAUGCCGGGUAUCGGCCGCACGGAUUACGAGCCCUAGGUGAGAUUUCGCAGGCUCGCAAUAUCGAUUUGAUGCCUGCAGCGCUAGAGAUAGUGCCGGGGGUGAUUGAAGAAUUCCAGGAUGGGAUGGAUAUAGAUUCCGGGAAUGGGCCAGACUCCAAGGACGACACCCUUGCGGCAAGUGUGCAAUGCCUCCUGCAAUGUCUGAACCCCGCCACGGCCGGUUCGGGCGAAGGUCAGUUGCCCUGCGGGAACCCCCUAGCGUCGGCCCAGCUAAGCCUAACCACAGUGCUGGGAGGAUACAUCCACCAAGUGAUCGGUCCGUUGGACCAGGCCCUGACCCACGGAGGCAGACAGGUCGUUAGCACGGUCUACCAGGAGCUCCAAGCGUUCUUUAUCCGAGUGGAUCGGUGGACAGCGCCCGGUGAACAUGUUCUAGCGAGUCCGAUGAGCGAGUUGGCAAGUCUUUUGCUCCAGGACCGGAACGCGGUUGAGAUGGUCCGCAAGGGCCGUGCAGAAGCCGUCUUGGGCUACCUGAAACUACGACCUGUCGUACGUGGAGUGCCAGAGUCAUUGGGAGAGAUGGUGAAAGGGUGGAGGACUAAUGAACGAUCGGACACUGUCCAGCGCAUCCUUGAUGAGGCCCUAAUGCGCCUGACCUAG